This is a messenger RNA of Aspergillus melleus, 447 nucleotides long. It is a transcript of the gene DPM1, whose product is annotated as dolichyl-phosphate beta-D-mannosyltransferase. The transcript has a single exon. Gene Ontology annotation, biological process: GPI anchor biosynthetic process; protein O-linked glycosylation via mannose. Gene Ontology annotation, cellular component: endoplasmic reticulum membrane. Bases 1 to 447 code for a protein of 148 amino acids. The record is from RefSeq and is a predicted model, not a curated record. NCBI's taxonomy places the organism in Eukaryota, Fungi, Ascomycota, Eurotiomycetes, Eurotiales, Aspergillaceae. Gene Ontology annotation, molecular function: dolichyl-phosphate beta-D-mannosyltransferase activity.
AUGGACGCGGACUUCAGCCACCACCCGAAGUUCAUCCCGACGAUGAUCGCCAUCCAGAAGGAGACGGACGCCGAUAUCGUCACGGGCACGCGCUACGCCAGCCGCGGCGACAUCAAGGGCGGCGUCUACGGAUGGGACCUCUUCCGCAAGUUCACGUCGCGUACGGCGAACCUGAUCGCUGAUGUUAUGCUCAUGCCCGGGGUUAGUGACCUGACGGGUAGUUUCCGGUUGUAUAAGAAGAGUGUGCUGGAGAAGGUUAUCUCGAGUACUCAGAGUAAGGGGUAUAGUUUCCAGAUGGAGAUGAUGGUGCGCGCGAAGGCGAUGGGGUUCAAGGUUGCUGAGUGUCCGAUUACCUUUGUGGAUCGGUUGUAUGGCGAGAGCAAGCUGGGUGGAAGUGAGAUUGUGGAGUACCUGAAGGGAGUGUUGACUUUGUGGUUGAAGGUUUGA